CGCAUGUACACGCACAUACUCUACAUCCUCAUAUGCAAAAAGAGAAACGCACACUUUCAUUACAGCAAGCCCUCCUGCCCCUCCGCCUCCCCCACUCACACUUCUUGUGUUGGUGUUUCUCAAGGAGGGUGACUCCAGGAUGCAGCUCCAGGUCUAGAGUUUCUCCUCCAGGCCGUCCGCACAGGUUCCACAAACCCAGCCCGGCCCAAACCACCCCAGGUAAAUCCAUGAUGCCCCUGGGACACCUCACCAAGGGGGCGAGCUGGGAGGAGCUGAUCCAGACCUGUUUGCAGUCUUUCGACACGGAUGGUGUUGUAUGUGGGAGCAGCCACCUGUUGAACAUCAGCCUGACCAUGCACCGUCUUCUCAUCUCCUCCAAUGAUCUGCUGGACAAACUCAUCACUCUAUAUAAACUAGCACUGGACAACGAACAGCCAACAGAGUGCCAGAAGAUAUGCUACUUCAUCAGGCAUUGGAUCCAGGAAUUCUGGAUAAGCUUCCGGUUGCAACACAGCUUGUCAGACAGCCUGGAACAGUUCCGGGAGCUGAUCAGAGAGCAGGGACAGGAGCAUCUUUGCUCUCUCCUAGAGACCAAAUGGAUAAAUGAACGGGACCGGUCGUGGAAGGCCAGCCAGAAGAUCAAAGCUAACUACAGUAAAAAGAGGAAAGUCUCUCUUCUUUUUGAUCACCUGGAGCCCAUUGAGCUGGCGGAACAUCUCACCUACCUGGAAUUCAAGUCCUUCUGCAGGAUAUCAUUUGUAGACUAUCAGAAUUACAUUCGCAGCUGCUGCAUGAAGGACAUCCCCGUGAUGGAGCGUUCCAUCGCCCUGUGUAACGGUAUCUCCCAGUGGGUUCAGCUGAUGGUGCUGAGCAGGCCAACCGCUCAGCUGAGAGCUGAGGUUUUCACCAAGUUUAUUCACGUGGCCAAGAGUCUACAUCUUAUGCACAAUUACAACACACUAAUGGCGGUGGUGGGAGGGCUUUGUCACAGCUCGAUCUCCAGACUGAAGGACACCACCUCACAUGUACCUAGUGAGGUCACCAAGGUACUGAACGAGAUGACAGACCUACUGUCCUCCUGCAGAAACUAUGACAACUAUAGACAAGCUUACAACAAGAUUACAGGUUUUAAAAUCCCUAUCCUGGGUGUCCACCUCAAAGACCUGAUUUCGGUCAAUGAGGCCAUGUCAGACUAUGUGGAUGACAACAAGGUGAACGUCCAGAAGCUUCAGGCACUUUACAGCCACAUUAAUGAGCUGAUCCAACUCCAGCAGAUCCCUCCCGGGCUGGAUGCUAACAAGGACCUGGUCCAUCUGUUGACGCUGUCCUUGGACCUUUACUACACUGAGGAUGAGAUUUACGAACUGUCUUACACCAGGGAGCCCAAGAACUGCAAAGCACCUCCAGCCACCCCCUCUAGACCUCCAGUGGUUGUGGACUGGGCAUCAGGAGUGGCUCCUAAACCAGACCCCCGAACCAUCAGCAAACAUGUGCAGAGAAUGGUGGACUCCGUGUUUAAGAACUACGAUCACGACGAGAACGGCUUCAUUUCUCAAGGGGAAUUUGAGAAAAUUGCUGCUAGUUUUCCGUUUUCCUUCUGUGUCAUGGACAAAGAGAAGGAGGGCCUCGUCAGCAGAGAGGAGAUCACAGCCUACUUCAUGCGAGCCAGUGUUAUCUGCUCCAAACUGGGUCUUGGAUUUGUCCAUAACUUUCAGGAAACCACUUACAUGAAACCCACCUUCUGUGACAACUGCUCCGGAUUUUUGUGGGGCGUCAUCAAGCAAGGCUACAGAUGUAAAGACUGUGGGAUGAACUGCCACAAGCUGUGCAAGGACCAGGUGGCAUUUGAGUGCAAGAAAAAUGCGAAAAUGACCAACGCCAUCGACAGUCCCACACCGAGCUCCACGCCUGUCACCAUGGGCACCUCAGAGGGUUCAGAAGAAUGUCCUUUCCCCUACCCGCCAGAUGACAGCAAAGACCUGAGCCCGGACUCCCCAGUCACCUCCCAUUUGAGGCCUGGGAGGGUCCAUAGUGGCACUCAGACAGAGGGACCCCAGCUUUUCUCCGCAGCCCCUGAAGCCAGUCGACCUCAGCCAUCUCUACUGGUCCCAGCAGCACCCACCCUGACUUCAUGUCCAAGCCCUGUGCCCCAGAGAAAACAGCGACACUGUGCCAAGUGGGAAAACCGAGCGUCUGUUGUGUCGAAGGAGCCAGAAGAGGAAAGCAAACCCACCUAUGAAUCUCUAGAAUUAGAGAACCAGAAGCUGCAGAAAGACAAUGAGACACUACGUAGGAAGCUGAGGGAGGCAGAGCGUGAGGUGGAAAUACUAAAGACACUGCUGAAGAGGCACGCUCUCCACCCUGUGGAAGAGGACUCUUCCUCCUAGACACAUACACACAUACACAUACACUGGACACCUUCCAGGGACCCUGGUGCUGACCCUGUGAGGCAGCAUGUAUAAUCUGCCUCACAGAUCUGAUCCAAUUUUUAACUUAUUGCCCAUGAACAGUGCAAGUAUUUUACCAGUGUAACGAGGCCCGGGCAAGUCACGAGGUAUAACGAGUGAUACAAUGCACAGUGUCUGAAAGCCAAUGGCACACAACAAUGAGUAUGUCACCAAUAAUAAGGACAUUUUCGGGGUGUGUAGCUACAGUACAUAGUACAAAAAAUACUGUAAAAAGGCUGUAGUGGUAUAUUUAAAGAAGUUUCAAGUGAGCAGAAGGAGCCUGUUCACUCUAUUGUUCUGUUUCCAGAAGAAUGAAAAUCAUUGCAAAAGCAUUACUCACUUUAUUUAGUGAAACAUUAAUUUAAUAACUAAUUAAUUAGUAGUUGCAGUUGGAAUAGACUUGUGUUAAAAGUAUAUAAACAUAAAACAUAUUGAAUGAAGGACUGAAAAUAAAGCAGAUUGUGUUUGAUCAAUUCUUGAUCAAUAACGAGAUUAGAUAUUUAUGUUAAACAUAAAAUGGAAAUCAGAGGCUGCAGUUUUCAAAAACAAUAAGUAUAUUCUGUAUAUGACAGGUGCAUUAUUAUUAUUAUUAUUAUCAUUAUCAAUGAUGAUGAGGGCCCACUGAUUAUAGCAACAGAACGAGUUGGGGGCCUCAGAACUGUCCCAUCAUUGUCCCUGUUCUUAUCAAUGCACAAGAUGUUUUAAGUGCGUCUGUUAAUAUUUAUUGUCUCAAACACUACACAGUUCAUAUAGAGAGUGACUUAAAUGAACAUUUUGUACAGUAUACUGGUACUUUAAGUGAAUUAUUUAUGCUUCUGUGUGUGUGUGCAUCAUAUUGAUACUUGAUUGUGCAGCCAUGUCAUUUUAUCAUUGUGUGGUCCAUUGCAGCAAUGUUGUACUGUGAAUGGCAAUCAAGAUACAUGUGUUUGUAAUGUGUCUAACGUACUGUAAAUACAAAGUAUACACAAUGCCAUCUUAAUUAAGUCAAGGUUGGUCCUUUCUCUCAGUUUCGUUCUCUUAUUGUUAUAAUAAACACUGUAAAUUCAA
Messenger RNA from Morone saxatilis (striped sea-bass), 3494 nucleotides. Its product is annotated as RAS guanyl-releasing protein 1-like. The record is from RefSeq and is a predicted model, not a curated record. The transcript has 16 exons. Gene Ontology annotation, biological process: positive regulation of GTPase activity; Ras protein signal transduction. Bases 33 to 2387 code for a protein of 784 amino acids. Gene Ontology annotation, molecular function: guanyl-nucleotide exchange factor activity; calcium ion binding. Lineage: Eukaryota; Metazoa; Chordata; Actinopteri; Moronidae. Gene Ontology annotation, cellular component: plasma membrane.